AUGGGUCAUUUUGGGGUUUCUAAAACUCUAGAAUUCUUAAAAGAACAUUUUUAUUGGCCUCACAUGAAAAUUGAUGUCCAAAAGCUUUGUGAAAGAUGCAUUGUGUGUAAAAAGGCUAAAUCAAAAGUUAUGCCUCAUGGUUUGUAUACUCAUUUGCCUGUACCUGAAUUUCCUUGGAUUGAUAUUUCCAUGGACUUUGUUUUGGGGCUGCCUAGAACAAAGAAUGGCAAAGAUUCUAUUUUUGUAGUUGUGGACAGGUUUUCAAAAAUGACACAUUUUAUUCCAUGUAAAAAGGUGGAUGAUGCAUGUCAUGUUGCUGAUUUGUUCUUUAAGGAAGUGGUGCGCCUACAUGGCUUACCAAGGAGCAUUGUCUCUGAUCGUGACUCCAAGGCUGUUCUUAAAAAGAAUUUUAAAAUGUGGGAGGAAUGGUUACCUCAUGUAGAGUUUGCUUACAAUAGGAUUGUCCAUAGCACUACACAACAUUCACCUUUCGAGAUUGUGUAUGGUUUUAAUCCUUUAAUACCUCUUGAUUUGUUACCAUUGCCUAACACAUCUAUUUUGAAGCAUAAAGAUGGGAAAGCUAAGGCUGAAUUUGUGAGAAAAUUGCAUGAACAAUGUUUCAAAUGUGGCGUUGAAGGUCAUCGUGCCGUUGAUUGUAGUAAGGAUUCUGUGACGUGUUUCAAGUGUGGCAAGGGUGGUCACACAGCAAACCAGUGUGGAGUUGGUUCAAGUGUGACUUGUUACAAUUGCGGUGAGAAAGGUCACAUUAGUACCAAAUGUGAUAAGCCAAAGAAGGAGCAAGCGAAGGGAAAGGUGUUUGCAUUGUCUGGUGCGGAGGCUACUACCGAUGAUAGGCUAAUCCAAGGUACGUGCUUUAUUAAUGGUACACCUUUGACUGCCAUUAUUGAUACCGGUGCAACACAUUCUUUCAUUUCUUUGGAUUGUGCUAAGAGGUUGAAUCUUAUAUUAUCUGAUAUGCGUAGAAGUAUGGUUAUUGAUACACCUGCUAUGGGUUCUGUUUCUACUACCUAUGUGUGUCUGAAUUGUCCGUUGAGUAUCUUUAGUAGGGAUUUUGGAAUUGAUUUAGUUUGUCUUCCUUUAGAGCAACUUGAUGUGAUUUUGGGUAUGAAUUGGUUAGAAUUUAAUCGGGUGUAUAUCAACUGUUUUGAGAAGACGGUUAUUUUUCCUGAGGUUGGUGCGAAGGAAGAUUGGUUUGUGUCUGCUAAGCAAGUUGAUGAAUCGGUGCAAGGUGGUGCUGAGUUGUUUAUGUUGUUGGCAACUUUGGAUACUCGUGAGAAGAGGACGAUUGAAGAAUUGCCAAUAGUUUGUGAAUUUGCGGAGGUAUUUCCGGAAGAUAUAAGUGAUUUACCGCCGAAACGUGAGGUUGAGUUUUCGAUUGAUUUAGUUCCUGGAACUAGUCCUGUAUCGAUGGCUCCCUAUAGAAUAUCUGCUUCUGAGUUGAAAGAGUUGAAGUGUCAACUUGAAGACUUGCUCGAGAAGAGGUUUAUUCGUCCUAGUGUGUCGCCG
Molecule: messenger RNA, 1527 nt
Organism: Lathyrus oleraceus (garden pea)
Lineage: Eukaryota; Viridiplantae; Streptophyta; Magnoliopsida; Fabales; Fabaceae
Exons: 3
Biological process (GO): DNA integration; proteolysis
Molecular function (GO): nucleic acid binding; zinc ion binding; aspartic-type endopeptidase activity
Source: RefSeq, a predicted model, not a curated record